Molecule: messenger RNA, 4433 nt
Organism: Papaver somniferum (opium poppy)
Lineage: Eukaryota; Viridiplantae; Streptophyta; Magnoliopsida; Ranunculales; Papaveraceae
Product: auxin response factor 17-like
Exons: 14
Coding region: 923-4201 (1092 amino acids)
Biological process (GO): regulation of DNA-templated transcription; response to hormone
Cellular component (GO): nucleus
Molecular function (GO): DNA binding; protein binding
Source: RefSeq, a predicted model, not a curated record
AAACAAUUUCCUCUUUCUCUCAUUCCUAUUUUAUUCUAUUCUCUCUCUAUAUAUAAAAAUAGGAAGCUAAAAAUAAUGGCGGUUGUAUUUAUUGGUUAUUAGACUAAGAAGAAAGAAGAAGAAGAAGAAGAGAAGAAGCAGCAGUAGCAGUAAACAGUUGUCUUACUGUUGCUACCCAAAAGUUAGAAGAAAAAACCUGAAAAAGGGGGCAACUUUUUCAGUGAAAUACAAGCUGUUUACUUCAUUCUCCUCCUCCUCCUCCUCCUCAUCUAAACCAGUCUUUGUUUGAUUUGGAAUUUGUGCUUCUUCUAAAUGCUCGAUUCAUGACAAAUACAAACGAAUCUUGACUCACUUAUUUUUCUUUGUCUUGGAAGUAGAGAUCUGUAGUGUCUUCCAGGGUUUAAGAUUCAAAUCUUUCCUUAUCUCUUUCCAAAUCUUCAUUUUUAAAGUAUUAUACGUGGUUUGCACUUCAAUGCUUCAUCUUCCUGCUCUAAGUUAUCUUCUUUAGGUUGAGAUCUACAGAUUUCUUGGAAGUUCCCACAGCUUACAUUCUUUUUAACUAACUUGGAUUUGGUUGCUCUGAGAUUCUGAGUUUGAAACCCUAACUUUACUGUACAAGAGGAGAAAUGUGUUUCAUUUUGGGUUGAAAUAUUUUGGAUUUUAGGGUUUGGGGGUGGAAGAACAAACAGGUACGGAUGAGGCUAGAAAGAAGGAUUUCUUUUAGAGAAAUGGGAUUCGGAUGAGUACUAGAUAUAAUUGAAGAUUUCUUUUUUUGGGGGGAUUUAAGAUUGUUAUAAAGAGAAAAGUGAAGUCAUGGUGGGGAAUUUGGUGACGUUGAAGAGGACUUUUGGAUUUGGGCAUCAACUUGUCGACAUUCUAAAAUAUUAGUAAGCAGAUUUUGGUAUAGACUGAGUUUUCAAUAAUGAGGCUGUCUUCUUCUGGAUUAAAUCAGCAGACUCAGGAAGAAAAGAGAUGUUUAAAUUCUGAACUGUGGCAUGCAUGUGCGGGCCCACUUGUUUCUCUACCUGCUCUCGGAAGUCGCGUGGUCUACUUUCCUCAGGGUCACAGUGAACAGGUCGCGGCAUCAACAAACAAGGAAGUUGAUGCUCAUAUCCCAAAUUACCCGAAUUUGUCUCCACAACUGAUUUGUCUGCUACAUAAUGUGACUAUGCAUGCAGAUGUGGAGACGGAUGAAGUAUAUGCGCAAAUGACCUUGCAACCGUUGAGUCCGCAAGAGCAAAAAGAUGCUUAUUUACCUGCAGACAUGGGUACUGCAAACAAACAGCCAACAAACUAUUUCUGUAAAACAUUGACCGCUAGUGAUACUAGUACUCAUGGUGGUUUCUCUGUUCCUCGACGGGCAGCCGAAAAAGUCUUUCCUCCACUCGACUUCUCCCAGCAACCUCCUGCUCAAGAGUUGAUUGCUAGGGAUCUUCACGAUAAUGAGUGGAAGUUCAGGCAUAUUUUUCGCGGUCAGCCAAAAAGGCAUCUCCUUACUACAGGGUGGAGUGUUUUUGUAAGUGCGAAAAGACUUGUUGCGGGUGACUCUGUUCUCUUUAUUUGGAAUGAAAAGAAUCAGUUAUUCCUGGGGAUCCGGCGUGCUCACAGGCCACAGACUGUGAUGCCAUCUUCGGUUUUAUCAAGCGAUAGCAUGCACAUAGGGCUCCUAGCAGCAGCAGCUCAUGCAGCUGCUACAAAUAGUCGAUUCACUAUAUUUUAUAACCCAAGGGCCAGUCCUUCAGAAUUUGUCAUACCUCUAACCAGGUUUGCAAAAGCUGUCUAUCACACCCGAGUUUCUGUUGGGAUGCGCUUUCGGAUGCUUUUUGAGACGGAAGAGUCAAGCGUUCGACGAUAUAUGGGUACAAUUACUGGCGUAAGUGACUUGGAUACUGUUCGUUGGCCAAACUCGCAUUGGCGGUCUGUGAAGGUUGGUUGGGAUGAGUCCACUGCAGGGGAGAGACAACCAAGAGUAUCUCUCUGGGAGAUUGAACCGUUAACAACAUUCCCAAUGUAUCCGUCCCCAUUUCCUCUCAGGCUUAAGCGGCCAUGGCCAUCAGGCCUACCUCCUUUCCAUGGUAAAGAUGAUGAUCUGGGUGUUAGUUCUCCACUCAUGUGGCUCCAAGGAGAUAGUGGGGACAGGGCACUUCAGUCUCUAAACUUCCAGGGCCUUGGACCGUGGAUGCAGCAACCACGGCUUGAUGCGUCCAUGCUUGGUCUGCAACCUGAUAUGUACCAAGCAAUGGCUGCUGCAGCACUUCAAGAAAUGAGGACCGCUGAUGCUUGUAAACAAGGCCCAACAUCCCUUCUCCAAUUCCCGCAGCCUCAGAAUGUUUCCAGCAUUUCUGAUAUCAUGCAGACGCAAAGAUUGCCACAGAGUCAAACUCAAAAUUCCUUUCUUCAAGGCAUUCACGGUGUCCAGACCCAGAUUCAGGCACAGGCACAUGCUCAGGCUCAGGCACCGGCUCCGGCUCAGCCUCAGGCACAACUGCAGUCUCUAACUCAGGCCCAGAUUCAGGCUCUGGCUCAGGCUCAAGUGCAAGCCUUUACUCAGGCUCAGGUGCAGGCCUUUACUCAGGCUCAGGUACAGGCCCUGACUCAGGCUCAGGGGCAGGCCUUGAUCCAGGCUCGAGCUCAAGCUCAGUCUCAAGCACACGCACAUGCCCAAGCUCAGUCUCAAGCACACGCACAUGCCCAAGCUCAAGCUCAGUCUCAAGCACACACGCAGGCCCAAGCUCAAGCUCAGUCUCAAGCACACGCACAGGCCCAAGCUCAAGGUCAAGGUCAAUCCCAGUCUCAGGCGCAAUCUCAGCCUCAAGCACAGUCCCAGUCACAUUCCCAAUCCCAAUCUCAACCCCAGUCCCAAUCGCACUCUCCAUCUCCAUCUCCAUCUCGGGCAAGGGCGCAAACUCAAGUACAAGCUCAGUCUCAAGUUCAUGCACAGGCACAGGCUCAGGCACAGGCACAGGCACAUGCACAUGCACAUGCACAUGCACAUACACAGUCUCAGGUUCAUUCGCAGGCUCAGCUUCUCCAUCAACAACUGAAGCAACGGCAUUCGUUCAAUGAUCAACAGUUUCAUCAGCUUCAACUACAGCAUCAGCAGCAAAUUUCGGAUCAGCAGCAUCAACAGCAGCAGAAUCCAAAUAACGCCUCUGCCCUUUCUCAGAUGCCGUCAGCGUCUCUUUCUCCUACUGCAUCUCUACAAACCAUCUCAUCGCACCGCCAGCAAAAUUUUGCCGAUUCCAGUGGAGUCCCUGCAAGCACUUCUGCUGUUUCUCCACUGCAUAGUCUUCUAGGUUCAUACUCUCAGGAAGAAGCGUCUCAUCUGCUUAACCUGCCUAGAACGAGUCCUCUAGUUUCUUCUGGUGGCUGGCCAUCCAAGCGACCCGCAGUUGAGUCUCUGCACCCUUCUGCUGCAGCAGUUCAGAAUGGUCUAUCCCAUGUUGACCAGUUGGAGCCACGACAAUCAAAUGAGUCUCAGAAUUCCAUUUCGUUGCCACCAUUUCCUCGUAGAGAAUGCUCGGUAGACCAAGAGGGUGGCAGAGAUCCACAUAAUCAUACUCUAUUUGGGAUUAAUAUAGAUUCCACAUCACUUCUAAUGCAAAAUGAGAUGCCUAACCUAAGAGUAAUCAGUGGCGGUGGGACCGAUUCAACAACAUCGCCCUUUGCUGCUUCUAAUUUUCUCGGUUCCGCAGGCGCUGAUUUCCCCAUUAAUCCUACUUCCAGUUGUUUAGAUGAAUCCGGCUUUCUGCAAUCUCCGGAUAAUGUGGGGCAAGUGAAUCCACCAACUAGAACCUUUGUAAAGGUUCACAAAUCAGGGUCCUUCGGGAGGUCUUUGGAUAUUUCAAAGUUCAGCAACUAUCAUGACCUUCGUGGUGAGCUUGCUCGAAUGUUUGGCCUUGAAGGCCAGUUGGAAGACCCUUUGAGAUCAGGCUGGCAGCUUGUAUUUGUUGACCGGGAGAAUGAUGUUCUUCUUCUUGGCGACGACCCCUGGCAGGAGUUUGUAAACAAUGUGUGGUGUAUAAAGAUACUCUCGCCACAAGAGGUUCAGCAGAUGGGCAAUCAAGACCUAGAGGUAUUGAACUCAGUUCAAAGGCUUUCAGGCGGCGGCAGCAGCAGCUGUGAUGACGAUUAUGUCAACCAUCAGGACUCGAGAAAUCUGACUAAUGGGAUUGCGUCCGUGGGAUCGCUUGAUUAUUAAAAACAAUGUUCAAGAAAGAUCACAGUGGAAGACUUUUGCAUGUUAAGGUAAUGCACCAUCAAGUUGAUGCCUAUUCUGUACCUCUCUUAUAUAGGUUACCUAUUAAUCCAUCUUAAAAUGCUUUUAUCUGUAAGAUCUAGCCACAACAUUACUGUAAUUGUAAUACGGUAAUACCUUGUUCCCGCAUGUGCUUCGUGCGAUCAAUAUAAAUCCAAGUAUUUGUCGGGAAAAA